Bacillus rossius redtenbacheri is the source of this 6362-nucleotide messenger RNA. RefSeq lists its product as uncharacterized. The transcript has 2 exons. Bases 1326 to 2399 code for a protein of 357 amino acids. The record is from RefSeq and is a predicted model, not a curated record. Lineage: Eukaryota; Metazoa; Arthropoda; Insecta; Phasmatodea; Bacillidae.
UACAAAUAUGUCGCUAUACUAGAAUUUUGCUUGUUUAGGCCUACUUUGUCAGAUUUUUCUCAAUAAGUUGAAUUUUGUCAAGUAACUUGUAUUAUAAUUGCUGUUUGUAAUGUUCAUUAAUGAGUGGAAUGAUUCUAGAACACGGGACUGUGUCUGAUGUGGUGGUUAGAAAGAGAGGCAUGAGAGGCCUGUAAGUGAGAGUGAGCAAGAAACAGUAAUCCCCCUCAGAUAGAUAAAGACGGGAAUUCCCCCCCAUUGCGUGGGAACUGAGUGAUAACUGCUGUCUCACGGUGUGGGAGAGAGAACGAGAAUGGGAGUCCCCGAUUUUGAUGUGAAUUUGAAAAGAAACAGAUCAAGGGAAGCCCCGAGUUAUGUGUAUACAGGGUUUUUUCAUGUAUUGUAAUUUGUUCUGUGAUUGGCUUGUAUCUGUAAGCGUGAAUGAAGCAUGAGUGUGAUUGGUCGGUGAGGUCAUGUGACUUAUCCUCCCUGCGUGGAGGAGACGUGUCAUGAGUUCAUCAGUAGUCGUCGGGCGAUCGCUGCCAGGCGAGGCCGCGUUUCGGCGGUUCACAUUUUUUGCUAGGUGCGGCCGUGUUUGACAACGCACAUAUUUCGGAUAUUUCCAGAAAAAGGUUAUUGAAAGACUUAAUCACCAUUAUUUCUUUUUAUUAAUUUUCAUCGCCCGAGCUGUGAGCAUUCUCGACAGGCAAACAUACGAAUGAAACGAGUGAAUGAAACAUUGAAAGUGUUUGGAUUCGUCUGUGCAUUCUAUUUGAAAAAAUAAAAACAACAAAAUUACAAUCGGCGUUGAACAUCUGUUUAUUUUUGUGAGUAACGAACCGUUAUAUUUGGCGCCCAACGUGAGGCUUGAAUUUGGAUAGACCCUGAGAUUGAGACGGACAUUUCGGCAGUGAAGAAAAAAAUAUAAACAUUCGUAAAACAGUUCGUGAAUACGAUAACCUGAAAUAACGAAAAUUUACGACUAACAUUGAACAGUAUAGAAGAAAACAGCUAAGUGUAUCCAGAACUGUCGGUGCAACUAAGCGGCGAAUGCGGCAAGAGACAACGGGCUGUUUCGGCGAGUGAAGUGUUCCAGAGAAACGGCGGAAAGCGGUACAUCGCGGGACAGAGCGACCCAAGGCACCAUGGUACUUCAGGACCUCAUUGCCAGACUUCGAGAUCGUCACUUCGCGGGACAUCGCGGAAUGAAUCGCCGAAAAUAGCAAGUCGAAAAAUAGAACUAAAUUAAUUGUGUGCAUUGUUUUUCUUUUGUUUUAAGCAUUCAACUAAGAUUUGUGGUAAAUUUUUUGUAAUUUUUAUAUUUCAUUAUGACGAUUAGUAGCCCAGUUAAGGUUAUGGGGGGGUCACACCAAAUCAUGCAGUUACUAUUGUCAAUACAACAGCAAAUUGAACAAGGACACCAGAAAUUAAUACAGGAAAUGAAACAGGGACAACAUGAAUUUAUACAGGCAAUGAAACAAAACUGUCAGGAAAUGAUGCGGGACAUGACACAGGAAAUGAAACGGGAAUAUCGGGAACUUAUUCAGGGACAAAAUGAAAUCAACAACAAAAUAGAUCAGGCAACACAAAAUAGAAGGAAAUUCACAAAGAUUGCUAAGUUUAGGAGCGAAAUAUCUACACAGUUGCGACAGGAAUUUGGCAGGGAGGAGAACAAAUUUGAUGACUUUAAAAUUAAAAUUAAUGAACAGAUAGCCCCGUGUAUGAACAAAGUAGAUGAAUGCGCAAAUAAAGCAAAUGUAGGAAAAUGUGAAAGGGAAAUAAUAGUGUCAAAAGAAAAUGUUGAAGGUAUUGGGCAUGAUGUACAUGAACAUGUAAACAUUGGGAGUAAAUGUGAAAAAUUCCUAGAUGAGGUAAACAAGGGAAAUGUGGACAAUGUGGUUGAAAAAAUUCGUAUAUUCAGAGGUAAUACACAUAGGAUCAGGAGUUUGUGUAAACAGAUGGAAAAAGUGGAGAAUGAAAUGAAAGCAUUCUCAAAUACACUUAAAUAUCAGUUUGCCGAGGAUGUAAUCACAGGAACAAGUUCUGCAGAUUGCAGGGAAGUGAUGAAAAUACAUUUUUGUCAAAGUCUAUGCAAUAAUGUACCUAAAUGUGGGCUGUGGGAACCGAAUAGUUUUCAAACUAAAAAUUUUGCACUGAUCCAUGUGGAACCUGGAUUGAGAAAAACUGUGCAACAUGUUCAGAGGUUUUGUGUGUGGAAGCAUGUGUACAGAACUAUCGCCGAAAUUGUAAGCAGUUUGUUAAGGGCAAAGACAGAAGAAAAUCAUGAUACAUGUAAAUGGGGAAUGCAACAUCUGGAAACUGUGUGUGUAGACUUGUUUGGCCCAUUGCCUAAAUGGAGGGGUGGAGUCAAAACUAGUUGUGUCGUGUUUGAUGUUUUUUAAAUUUUUUGCCCAUUUUUUUUUAUGUUUUUCAGUAUUUUUUUUAUCCUUUGAAUUGUGUACCUUUUGAUGAUUUUUUGUAUUUUAUAGAGUUUUUGUAUUUUUUGAUGAAUAGUUGUAGUAUAAUAUAGGAAUGCACAAAUCAGAUUUAUAACAGCAAUUUUUUACAAGAUUCUUAAAGAGAAGGAAGAUCAAUACAUCAAAGUUAAUGUGAAUAUUUUCUGUUGUUUUGAAACAAUAAUAAUAAUGGUAUAAAUUCUUUUAGAGUAGACAGUUACUAAAUAUUAUGUAAAGAAAUGCUUUACAUGGUGAAAAUUUCAUUACACUUGGGUAAUGUUUGGUUUGGUUUGUUUAAUGUUGUGUCAUGGGAAGAUGUUAACUGAAAUCUAUUAUGAGUUAUGUUUUUGGGAAAAUGAUAUAAUUUUGAAAUGGUUAAAUAUUUUAAAUGAAAAUGCAACAUAUUUGUAAUGCUAAAUAUUUGUUUUGGAUUAAAUGACAGGGUGACAACAUCCUAUAUUAAAGGUAUGAAAUGUAAUGCUAAACGUUAAUGAAUAACAGUCGUCGAGUUUUGAAGAUGCAGAAGCAGUUGUGUAUUCAUGAUGGCCAGAGGUUAGGUGAAUUUUGUGUAUUGUCCUAAAUAAUCAGCAGAAGUUUUUUUUUGUGCAAGAUGGUUUGUGAGGCAGCUGGGGGGCCAGGAGGUUAAUUUUAAAAUGUUUCCGGCAUGGAGUCCGGUGUUUUUUUUUGCAAGGGUGAGUCGGUGAGUCCCUUCUCCUUGGUUGCUCCCACCCUUCAUUAAGGUUAAGUUUAUGUGCUGCUGUUGCUGAAAGGGGAGAUAUGGUUUGAAACCUAAGGAAGGGCGUUAGUUCAUGUAAUUGGUUUUUGAAGAAUAGAAGCAUACGACUGUGUCAUAAUGAAGUGUUUGUCAUGCCAUGACUGUAGAAUUGUCAACUUGUUUUGUGGAAAUUUAAGUAAGGUAUGUAAAGCUUAAACUUUGACGUGUAAUGACAAGUGCAGUGUAUAUUUGUGUAUAGCUUUGUAUAAUUUUUUGUUUUAAAUUUCGUCAAAAGGUUAGCCGAGCUGACUAGCAGCUAAAAGGGUUGUAGUUGGGCGUCCCUUACCUUUCGGCUAGCUCAGGAGCUAGGAAUGAUGGAGAAGGAAGUUGGAGGGAAAGGAACUCUGUGUAUUUUUUAUAUUAUGGUUAAUGAUACUUAGAAAUGUAAGUGAAGAAUGACAAAUGAAAAUGCAGUGUUGAUAAGAGAAUUAAAUUUGUGUGUAUUUGGUGUAAAUGUUAUGUGGUGUAACAUUGUAAUAAGAAAGUUUGAAUAUGAUAAGUGAUGAUGUAGUGGGUUAUAAAAAAGUUUUUAAAGUUUUACAUACUUAAUUUAAUGUUUUUUAGACUUGUCUUUGUUGCCACACUGGAAAGUUUACUAAGAAUUUCUGUGUUGUAGGAAGUUGAUGCAUCGGUUUAGAAGUUACAGUUCAUGGGUUAUCAGUGCUGAGCAGACUAGUUAUAAUUUUGAAAUAAGUGUUUUCCAGUGGCUGAAGUUAUAGUGGUAUUGUGAGAGUCUCAGAAUUUUAGAAGUUGUUUUUUUUGAUGGAAUUUAGGAAAAUUUUGUGUCAACAGUUUUGAAGUGAUAGUGUUGUCAAUUUUUUGUUAGUGCAGAUAUAAGGAGUGGAGAUUUUGGUUGAUUUGUGGGUUAAAGUGGUUGUUUCAUGGGAUUUGAGGAGUUUAUCAUGAGCAACAGAGAAUUACAGUAACAAUGGUUUUUAAAGGGUUUUAAAGGAGAUAAUUUGUUUUGAGGUUAUUUGUCGUCGUCGAGGUUUUGAAGUUUUGGUAUUUGUCAUCGUCGUUAAGGUGGUCAUGGAGACGUAAUUCCUGAAGUUUUGGUAUUUGUCAUCGUCGUUAAGGUGGUCAUGGAGACGUAAUUCCUGAAGUUUUUGUAUUUGUCAUCGUCGUUAAGGUGGUCAUGGAGACGUAAUUCCUGAAGUUUUUGUAUUGGUCAUCGUCAUUAAGGUGGUCAUGGAGACGUAAUUCCUGAAGUUUUUGUAUUUGUCAUCGUCGUUAAGGUGGUCAUGGAGACGUAAUUCCUGAAGUUUUUGUAUUUGUCAUCGUCGUUAAGAUGGUCAUGGAGACGUAAUUCCUGAAGUUUUGGUAUUUGUCAUCGUCAUUAAGGUGGUCAUGGAGACGUAAUUCCUGAAGUUUUUGUAUUUGUCAUCGUCGUUAAGGUGGUCAUGGAGACGUAAUUCCUGAAGUUUUUGUAUUUGUCAUCGUCGUUAAGGUGGUCAUGGAGACGUAAUUCCUGAAGUUUUUGUAUUUGUCAUCGUCGUUAAGGUGGUCAUGGAGACGUAAUUCCUGAAGUUUUUGUAUUUGUCAUCGUCGUUAAGGUGGUCAUGGAGACGUAAUUCCUGAAGUUUUUGUAUUUGUCAUCGUCGUUAAGGUGGUCAUGGAGACGUAAUUCCUGAAGUUUUUGUAUUUGUCAUCGUCGUUAAGGUGGUCAUGGAGACGUAAUUCCUGGAAUUUAUUGCAGCUGGUGUUGAGGGUUCCACGGCUGUGAAAGUAAGUUGUUCAGAAUUUUUUGUUGUUAUUGAAGAUUCUUCGUUGACCAGGGGGUGUCUGCUUGAAGCUUGUAGAGAAACCAGUUUCAAAGUAACUUGUAUUUUGCACUGAUGAGAGGGAGAUAACCAUUUGUGGAGAGUUGUUGACACUUUGUAGUAAGAGAUAUGUUUUCGAAUUUUUGGGUUUUUAACAAAGAAUUGAUGUUAUUGCAGUUUUUAAGUAACAGUUUUUUGAAUUUCUAUAUAAACAAAUGUUGUAACGACUGGAUACAUUUAUUUCUCAGGAUGUAUUAUAUUUAUUUUGUACAGAUUAGUUUUUCACUUUUGUAACUUUUCAAUUAAAUAUAGUGUAAAUUUAAUUGAAUAGUUGGGGGGGGUUAUGUAGCGUUGCAGAACCCUGCCCUCCAAGAUAAAUAACUUUCUUUUAAACUUCUUUUUGUAUAGGUAAAUAUAAAUAAGUCAAUGUUUUUAGAGUGGUAUAUAUGUUAUGAAACAGUAUAAUCAAACAUUGUGAAUAUUAAUAUAUGUUAUUUGCACGUGUGAUGUGUUUUAAGAAUGUACCUUAUAUUUUAAGAGACUUUUUAAUCAUUACUAUAUUUUAUGCAAUAAUUUACAAAUAAGUCGCUGUACUAGAAUUUUGCUUGUUUAGGCCUCCUUUGUCAGAUUUUUUUCAAUAAGUUGAAUUUUGUCAAGUAACUUGUAUUAUAAUUGCUGUUUGUAAUGUUCAUUAACGUGUGGAAUGAUUCUAGAACACGGGACUGUGUCUGGUGUGAUGGUUAGAAAAAGAGGCAUGAGAGGCCUGUAAGUGUAAAUGAGAAAGAAACAGUGCUUCCCCGCCAACCGAGAUAAAGACGGGAAUUCCCCCCCUGAGUGGGAACUGAGUGAUAACUGCUGUCUCACGGUGUGGGAGAGAGAACGAGAAUGGGAGUCCCCGAUUUUGAUGUGAAAUUGAAAAGAGACAGAUCAAGGGAAGCCCCGAGUUAUGUGUAUACAGGGUUUUUUCAUGUAUUGUAAUUUGUUCUGUGAUUGGCUUGUAUCUGUAAGCGUGAAUGAAGCGUGAGUGUGAUUGGUCGGUGAGGUCAUGUGACGUCUACUCCCUGCGUGGAGGAGACGUGUCAUGAGUUCAUCAGUAGUCGUCGGGCGAUCGCUGCCAGGCGAGGCCGCGUUUCGGCGGUUCGCGGUUUUUUGCUAGGUGCGGCCGUGUUUGAGACCGCACAUAUUUCGGAUAUUUCCAGAAAAAGGUUAUUGAAAGACUUAAUCGCCGUUAUUUCUUUUUAUUAAUUUUCAUCGCCCGAGCUGUGAGCAUUCUCGACAGGCGAACGUAAGAAUGAAACGAGUGAAUGAAACAUUGAAAGUGUUCGGAUUCUUUUGUGCAUUCUAUUUGAAAAAAUAAAAACAACAAAAUUACAA